AAGAACUUCAUAUCCAUAAGUAGUAUUUGUUUUGUUAUUCUUUUGAAUAAUUUGGCUUGUAUACAACAACUAGCUCUAACUGUCCAUUAUAUUAGAGUUUGGUACUGUCUUGAAUAAUAAUAAUAGCAUAUAUAUUUCUUCCAUUCCACACAGACAAACUGCUUCUCUGUUUAUGAGGCUUCUUUGGUAAUACUUGCCAUAUUACAAGAGAACUGUUAAGCUUGUUUGGUUAAUUUCUUCAUGUGGUAGCUUGAGAGUAAUUGUGAUUCUUGGCUUGGUUUGAUUGAGAACUAAAUAUCCAUUGAUUUCACAGAAUACUUACUACCAAAAUAUAGCAAAAACUUACUAGAACCUCUCCCUAUAAGAAGUAACACUAAAAAGUUCUCACUUAUGACAUCCCAACCCUAUUUUUGGUAUUGUUAACUUGAAAUUGCUUACAAAAGUUCUGCAAUUCUUUUGGACUAAAUAACUCUGUACUGUUAAAAUAAUUAACAAAAAUAAAAAUAUUAUUUUAUCGCCAUUUUUAAGAAGCUCAGGGAGAGUGGAAAAAUAACCACCAAGCUUGUCUGCCUCUCUGUAUUAGUGAGAGAAAAAAUUUACAGAAUGAUGUUAACUAUAUUCUAAAAUCUUAGCACACCAAAGUACAAAGUCAGGGAUGGAAAAGUUUCUGUGUGUAGCCUUUGAAAUGUAUCUAUAAGUAGAAGGCAUUCCCAAGUCAUAUGCUGAAGAGAGGUGAAAUGGUUUAGAGGCGGAGUUCCCAGUUACCACUCUACCUAUUUCAGGCAGAUUCUGUCACCAUCAGCCCUUAUAGGUCCCAUAACUUACUUGAUUUUGGUGACUUCUUUAUCAAUCAGUAAUUAACACCUGAAGAGGAAAACGUUUUCUUUAGAGGAAAUAACAAAUUUAUCUUCAAUACCUUUGAAACCUAAAUGGUUGCUUAGGUAACAGCUGUUGCAUUUUAUUAUCACUGGCAAGUGGGAAAGGUGGCUUCCUCAACUUGUGUUUGUCUUCUAAAGGAAAAACCAAAGCAAUAUAUAGCAACUGAUGCUUAUCCAGAAAAGAUAACUCAUGUGAACAGAAGCAAAGAGAUGUGGACAUCUAAAUAAACCCAGACACUUUGUUCUUCAGAACUUUUAAACAUAGACAUUUUCUCUCAUUGUGAGGGAGUGAGCUGUGCUCAGUUGUGUGUGUAGUCAGGAUGUUGCUGAAGUAAACUAGCUUCGUCUGCCCUGUGCCCCUUCUCCUCUGGUUUGGUGUCAUGCUUGUCUCCUUUCUAAGACCAGGUUAACCAUACUUGGUCUCUUCUGUCCUCUUUAACAUAUUCAUCUGCUUUACUGCGCCUGUGUACGAUUUGAGGUUCUAAAUCCUUGAAUUGGGGAGUGACAACUUACAGAUACCCACAGAGACCAUGUAUCUAUCCUACCUGAUCUUGCAGAGUGCCCAACACUGAAUGAGUCCUCUGUCUAAGAGUACCACUAACCAUCUCCUUGGGGGUGAUUAUCUGCUGUUUAAAAAGAAUGUACAGGUUGGAUCUCUAAAUCUAGCAACCACAUCAGAGAUCUUAGAUGAUGAUUCACUGGAAGAGAAUGGGUUGGGAGUAUUCAGGUAAAGAGAAGAAGCAUUUUUUUUUUUUUCAUUUGAUCUUACUGCACAUUAAUUUUGAGUAAAUUCAGUAGUACAAAUCAGAUCAACCAACGGAUAUUCACAUUUUGAGUGCCCCAUACUUCCUGAGUUCCUAAGAGUGUGCUGAAGGGUGGAGUGCUUAUCUUCAAAUAAUAGUGCUUCUGCACCACACAGCUUUCUUUCUGACAGAACACUUGAGGCUGCCGUUGUUGGGACACAUUGAGGGGAGGAGACCCAGCUAUUUUUACAAGAAUCUUUGGGUACAGAAAUUGGGGGAGGGAAGAUGUGAAAAAUAAUGCCUCUUAUGGGUGGGGAGGGAAUGGAUGUGAGAAGAUAGACUACCUAAAAGCAGCCAUGAUUGGCGAGCACCUGCUGUGUGCCUAGACUAUGCUAGGUGCUCUACAGCUCGUUAUCUCAUUUAAUCUUAUGAGGCAGGUUGUGGUAUCCAUAUUUUUAUAGAAAGGGAAACUGGCUUGGAAAGGUCAAUACUUCCUAAAAAAGAAAAAUGAAAAAAAGAGGGAAUUUAAGUCUAAUUCUUUCUACUUUGUAACUAAUUCCUCUUAAGACUAACAUGUUCCUUCCUCUCUCCAGUUCCAAAAUAUCUCCCCUUCCACAGUCCUGAAUUUUUUCACUUCUCUUUUGUAUACCCUUGAACUGGAGGCAUUUACAGCUGUGAGAACAUAGACCUUCUGAAAUGCAGACAUCCUAGGGAAGAGAAAUGUGCCUUACUAUGUGAGUUGACUUUUGCCUUGCUUUGCUCAACUCCUAGCUGAGAAUACCUGGACUUAAGAUAAUCGGGGCUAUGCAUGGGAAGGAAAGAGAGAAGAGGUACUAUUUAAGCUUGGACCUCUACAGGGUUGGGACUGGGAGCCCCAUCCUGAGGGCUCAAGGAAGCACAGACUCCUGAGGAGAUGGCCACUAGAAGGAGGGCAAGACUUCACCAAAGGCUAACUUUCCCCCUUCCGUUUUUGUUAAAGUUUUUCAUCACGGAAAGGGAGGAAGUGCUCCAGGAAGGUCUAGAGCUUGGUUUAGUUCCUCUUUCAGUAGAAUUGGGAUCCACAGUUAAAUGAUGAAUCAGUUAAGGGUGGACAUAAUUUUUUCAGAAGUAUACAUGCUCACCAUAAACAUUUUAUUAACUUUAGAAAUAGCAAUGUUUAGGAUCUGUCAAUGUUUUAUGUAGUGUCAAGGAAUUUUCUUUUGAAUAUGGGUCCUUUGAUUUGGGCCAUUUGUUAUCUUUCCUGCAUAAGCCAUAAUCAUCAAUGUCCAGUCUUUAUUUUUUUAAAGUGAUGCCAGAGCAUCAAAACUGCCAAGAAGCCCAAUAGUGAAUCCUUCCACAUUUUAAGUCACAUUUUCCUCUUAAGAAUAUUAAAGCUGUCUCAACCACAUCUAAUUUUGCAGCAAUCUUUUGGUAAAGCUGUUUACCUUCAUCAAGUCGUUCUAAAGCAUUCAAUUUAGUUUUGUAGAAAUAACAGUGCACUUUCUUUCCAGACUCCAGUUUCAUUGAUUACUCAAUAUUUAAUUAAAUUAUGUAAUAAUGGAAACAAGCAGUUUUGGCGACAGAUACGAUGGGCCUUGGUAAGCAUUGCACAUUGACUAAUGGGAGCAGAGCUGCCAAGCUCAGUUUGGCCGAUACUAAUGACAACAAGUGGUUGCUUAAUCAUCCACACAUGCAUCAGUAUGUCUGAAUGAGGGGUAACUAAUACAGUGUGAGAAUCAAGUAGAAUUGUUCAAGAGAAGUUUAACUAUAGUCAGAUGCUACAACUGCUCCUUAAUGACUUGAAGGAGUUAUUACGAAAUCCCAACAACUUGUGUGAUUUGAUUUUUACUAUGAGUUGUGCCUAGAUUGUAAACAUUCACUGUACUAAUCAAAACAGCAGACCACGAAGCUGUUUUCUUCCUUGGGGAGUGGUCUAAUCACAGACACACACACAUACACACACACAUGCACACACACGCACACAUCAGUAUGAUCAGAGAAGGCGGGAAAUGGAUUUAUCACCCCAGGGACUUGAUGUUGCUCUUGUUAAAGGGACAAGGUCUUAAGAUGUGAGCUUGCUCAAGUGUUGCCAGAGAUCUUCUGCCAAGCUCUUCCUGUUAUGUAAAAGCAAAAAGGAGUAUGUGAAGGUUCUGACGUUAUUCUGUAUAUGAUUAGUUCAUGAUAGUAUAGUGAUUUGUUAAUCUGGUUCAUUACUUUAAAAAGCUCAAUCAUAGUCAUUAACUUCUGUAUUUUUACUUUUUAGGUAGGCAGAAAUAAUUCAGACAAGUUAUUAGUUGCUAAACAAUUUGGUGUUGAAUGAAAAGCAAAAAGCUGGGGAAAAAACGACUUAGAGUAUUAGGGUCUAACAGCCUGAAAGUCGAUGCCAAACUUGAUUUGUUUUUCUGCCCAUGAAAUUAAGUUAGAUGAAUUAAAACAAAAGGCAAACACAGUUAUUAAAAAAAAAAACUUGUUUUUACUAUUACAUAUUUAUUUCAUAUAACCUUGGAUUUAUUUUGAUUUCCAUUUCUUGGUGCCUGGCACCAGAAUUUGUGCAGACCUAUUUCAAAACCACACAUUGAAAAAACUAACACUAUUGAGAAUUAUGGGCAAUUGAAUGGCAAAUGGAGUUUCCAACUGGGUGCUCCAACUGGGACUCUUGAACAAGGCUUGACAAAUUCUGCCUUGCCAGGUGUCAAAAAAUAUGGUUCAGAAUGCAUCAGUAGUGUCAAAGGAAAAUCAUUUAUGCCAUUCCCUGGAUUACCACUUCUGACUCUUAUCUUUCCUGAAGUAGGAAUUCACAUAGCUUGUGAUGGAGUCUUUAUUUUAGGUUACAUGAGACAAAUGGUAAAACUCUUCAGGUAUCAGCACUGAAUCUUUAGGUUCAAUUCAUUUGCUAGAUUUGGCCUGUAACAUUUGGCUCUGGGAUUCCUGGUGGCCAAAGGAAAACAGGAAACAUCACAAGAGUUGUAUUACCUGUAAGAUAGGAACAGCUUAGUUUUUAAAAAAAGAAAACUUCUCUUAAAACUCAAGGCAGAAAGAUGUCAGAAUAGGGUACAAGUAAUUUCUCCCUUCAGCCUAGGGAAUUGGCUUAUAUCGUAGUUUUUUCCACUCCUUUUGUGGUAUCUAUAUGUAGAUAGGAUAUAUGAUUCAUGUGGCAAAGGUCAGGAGUCUGAACAUUUGGGUAAUGAGUACCUUGUGCUCGGAAGAUAAACUGAGCACAGUGUCCCUAGGACAGGUAUGAUCAAAGAAUCCCCUUGGUUGGGGUUUGGACCAUUGUCAGCUCAUCUGCAAAAUCUUUUAAGCUGUCCUGCUCAGUCAAAGCUGCUGUCACCUGAAUCUUGGUUAUUCAUACUAUUAAUAAUGUAGAAAUUUUGCCAAGACAAUCUUUCGUAUUUUUGUGGGACAGGUUUCAGAAAUGGUCCACAAUCAGUGCCUGUAAUCAGCCCUGGCAAUCAGUGGGUGACAGAUCAGUGCCUUUAUGAAAUGGAGUUACUAGGAACAGUGUGUCAUUGAUUGCCUGACAUGCCUCCUUAUCUGCCAUCGUGGAGUUCCUUAUGUAUUUCCUUCCUGUCUUGUAUGCCUCUGGAGCCAGUAAGGAAAUAAGGAGAGGUAAGAAGAUACAGAGUAAAGCUUACUAUUAAGUAACAGGCAGUGAUUUGGGCUUCUUUGGUUUUUAUCAUCAGUAUAAUGUGAGUUAUUCUUGUAUGUCAAAAUGGGAUCUUUUUGCCUUUCUUUUCCUUUCUCCUAUUGACCCAGUUUCUUUAGUGUGAGAAAUUGGACAUAUUUUUCUUUCUUUCUUUGAGGAAAGGGCUAGUGGAUAGAAGCCCAUAGAGAGUGUUAAGUGGGUGAUAUUUGGGUGCCCUUUCAGGAUUAUGUUCUAUUUUGUUCAAGGAAUGCUGUAUGCAUGGGUAGGUUAUUAAUAAGGUGGUACUCCCGGUAAAUGUUGGUGAGACUUGAUGGGAAGAGCUGCUUUCUGUGAAUAGUGGCUCUUCUGCUCAGCAGUUGUGUGAAGUCAGUUUACUUACUCUUUGAUUUUGUCCCACAACCCAACAUAAAUUUUUUGGUUCAUUUAAAAAAAAUUUUCUGGGUGCUUUGUUUGUAUUGUUUUUUAACCAAAUUGAGUUCAUACCAUAUUAAAUGUCAGCUUAAAGACAAUUUAUUAUGGCAGUUUUAAAAAACACAGAAUGUAGAGUGAAUAGUAGAAUGAACUCCAUAUCCCUGACACCCAGGAUUAACAGUAAACUUUCUGGAUUCUUGUUCUCUCUCUCCCUUUCCCCUGCUCAGUUCUGGGGAAAUAGGGGCAGUAUUUUAAGACAAGUCCCAGACCUCAUACCAUUUCACUCCCAUACUUUGUUCUCAUGUUCGUUUUUCAAUUAUUUACCUUUCGUCUGUUGACUUUUCUUUCUCUUGUUUCUGAAAUAACACUUGGACUGUGCCCUGGUGAUGUUAAAGAUACACUUUCUGGUAGUGUUGUGCUUUGCGUGGCGCUUCUUGCACUGGUCUUCAUGGAUCCUGAGGAAGAUAGCUCUGCUGGUAUGCAGUUCAUGGCUCAAUAGAACCCAGCCACCAGUAGAACCCAGAGAAGGAAGAAUCCUGCUCAAAAAUGAGGUGAAUUAAUGCUCAGGUGCUCGGGAACCCUGGACAGCUACAUGAGGUGUUUAAAAACUGCCCUGACCAUCUUGCCAAACAAGUCUCUGCUCAUGAAGCCCCACAGGAUGAACGAGCCAAGGCAGGACAGUGUCCUGCCCUAUUGGAACAGUGACUGCUGACCUGCCAAGAGUGAGCUGGGGUCUGCCUGCUGUCUGUCAGUACAAUGACGGAAGUGGUUUAUUGGUCACCCAAGAAGGUGGCAGACUGGCUGCUGGAGAAUGCUAUGCCAGAAUACUGUGAGCCUCUGGAGCAUUUCACAGGCCAGGACUUGAUCAACCUAACCCAAGAGGAUUUCAAAAAGCCCCCCUUGUGCCGAGUCUCCUCUGACAACGGGCAGCGGCUCUUGGACAUGAUAGAAACUCUGAAAAUGGAGCACCAUUUGGAAGCACACAAGAACGGCCACGCCAAUGGGCACCUCAACAUUGGUGUAGACAUCCCCACCCCCGAUGGCAGCUUCAGCAUCAAGAUUAAACCCAAUGGGAUGCCAAAUGGGUAUAGGAAAGAGAUGAUAAAAAUCCCCAUGCCAGAACUGGAGCGCUCCCAGUACCCCAUGGAGUGGGGCAAGACUUUUCUGGCCUUUCUUUACGCACUUUCCUGUUUUGUUCUCACCACAGUGAUGAUCUCGGUCGUCCAUGAACGAGUACCUCCUAAGGAGGUGCAGCCUCCACUACCGGACACGUUUUUUGACCAUUUUAACCGGGUGCAGUGGGCCUUUUCUAUUUGUGAAAUUAAUGGCAUGAUCCUUGUAGGACUCUGGUUAAUUCAAUGGCUGCUCUUAAAAUACAAGUCUAUUAUUAGCAGAAGAUUUUUCUGCAUAGUUGGCACGCUGUACCUGUAUCGGUGUAUUACAAUGUAUGUAACUACACUCCCAGUACCCGGCAUGCAUUUCAACUGUUCUCCGAAGCUUUUUGGAGACUGGGAAGCCCAGCUGCGGAGAAUAAUGAAACUCAUUGCUGGAGGUGGCUUGUCUAUCACUGGCUCUCACAACAUGUGUGGGGACUAUCUGUACAGCGGGCACACGGUCAUGCUAACACUCACCUACUUAUUUAUCAAAGAGUAUUCCCCUCGACGUCUCUGGUGGUAUCACUGGAUUUGCUGGCUUCUCAGCGUAGUUGGAAUCUUCUGUAUUCUCUUAGCGCAUGACCACUACACUGUGGACGUGGUGGUGGCAUAUUACAUCACCACAAGACUCUUCUGGUGGUAUCACACUAUGGCCAAUCAGCAAGUGCUAAAGGAAGCUUCCCAGAUGAACCUCCUGGCCAGGGUGUGGUGGUACAGGCCAUUUCAGUACUUUGAAAAGAAUGUCCAAGGAAUUGUACCUCGAUCUUACCAUUGGCCUUUUCCCUGGCCAGUAGUCCACCUCAGUAGGCAAGUUAAAUACAGCCGGUUGGUGAAUGACACAUAACAGCUGUACAAAGUGGGGAAAAGACAAAUUGUCCGAAGUGCUAAGAACUCCAUGAGAGAAGAUGCCAUAAAAUAAACACCUCCCUAAUCCUAUUAUCUUUCAAUGGUUACCUAGACUUAACCUAUUGAGUUACCUGGUCAGCACUGUGAUCUUUUUUUCUCUCCAAAGGACCUGCGUUGGACAACAAUAAAGAAAAAUUUAACCUAUCAUGCACUGUACACAUUUCCUGUUCAUAAGUUUGGGAUUUACAUAACCCGCAACCACCAAUUUCCUUUGUAUAUGAUGCAACAGCAUAAAUGUAAGCUUUUAUAUCAUAAGUUCUGGUCUUUCCAGUCACAUCUGGAAAUAAAGCAUAUUAUUUUCUUGGGAAAACAUACUUUUCAUAUCUCUUGCCCCAAAGAUUGGGCUGUAAGCCAUUUUCUAGCAUAUGUCUCUAUGAAGGUUUCUAAGUACCUGAAUGGGGUUUGAUUCUGAAAUCUUUCUAUCUGUUGCACCGAUAUUCAAAUAAAAAUGAUAGACACAGAAAGGUUUGGUAACUUUGGGUUUUGUAAAAUCACAAAGACAGUGUUUCAAAAAGUGCAAAAAAAAAAAAAAAAGAUUCUGUUAUAAAGUGAUUUUCUAAGUAUUUCCUAACUUUAUUUUUCAAAAUGAUGUUAUGAAAACCAAAUUUAAAGAUUUUUAACAUGUCAGAGAGAAGAGAGUUAAAAUUUAAAAAUGCAUCUUGGGAGAGAAAUUUGUCUAUGUUUCUAGUGCCUUUCUUGUCUUGAUUGUAUGGUCAGUAGGCAAUCUUAAAUGUUUUUAUUUAAAAUAAAGUAUUCCAUGAAAAUAUAAAUGUAUGUAUACACUACUAAAUUUUGCAUUUAUAGCUAAAUUAAAUCAGAUGACUGCUUAUGGUUUUAAAAUUGAAAUGACUUAAAUAAUGAGGUUGUUAAUUAGAAUCAGAGCCUGUUCACAUAUUGUGAUCAGGUAGAAUGACAUGUACCAUUUAAAUUAUUUUACCGUCUAUUUGGUAGUUUGAUUUUAACUACUCAAUGAAAACAGCCAUGAAUAUCUUUUCUUUAAAGAGAGUUUUGAAAAUGAUCACUUACCUAAAACUUGAAAGCUAUGAAUUAAUUAUCCAUACUCUCAUGACAGUUUUGUUGGUGAACAACAAAUAAAGAGACCUAUUUCUUUAAAAGAUAUUUGUGCAGAAACUGCAUGUAACUCUAAGUUUUACUCCUAACAUACAUAUGUUUGGGGAAGUAUUCUAUUCUAUACUUGCCAAUGUGGAGAACAAAAUAGUUUUUUAAGAAUGAAGAAGUAUAUAUAUAUCCAUUCUGUAUUUUACGUGCAGCAGAAUUAUCUUCCGUAGGAUUUUUUUGUGUAUUCACAAGGUGAUAUUUGUAUUGUAAAACAAUAAUGGUGAAGGAAAUAAAAAGGCUUUUAAAUUUUUGUUUGUUUUAAAUCUUUGUAAAGUUAUUAUUCCAGAGAGCAUACUGGUAUCUUACAGCUUACCUAGACCAUAAAUUAAUCAAAAUGCACUUUUUAAUAAAAACUGAUACUUAAAAUAAA
Molecule: messenger RNA, 9206 nt
Organism: Sapajus apella (tufted capuchin)
Lineage: Eukaryota; Metazoa; Chordata; Mammalia; Primates; Cebidae
Gene: SGMS1
Product: sphingomyelin synthase 1
Biological process (GO): sphingomyelin biosynthetic process; ceramide biosynthetic process
Cellular component (GO): Golgi membrane; endoplasmic reticulum membrane
Molecular function (GO): ceramide cholinephosphotransferase activity; protein binding; sphingomyelin synthase activity
Source: RefSeq, a predicted model, not a curated record